AUGAGCGCUCUCCAAACCAACACGUCGAGAAGCGACGAGAAGCUCUCCCAUGGCGGCAGCGAGGAUAUUCAUGUCGACAACCAGCGCAGUACCAUGAAUGACCUCCCUCCUGAUCCAGAUGCGCACCUGAGCGCCGAGGAGAAGGCCGCGGUGGAUCGCAAGUUGCUUUGGAAGCUGGAUCUCACGCUGAUUCCUUGGUUAUGCAUCCUCUACCUCCUCGCCUUCCUCGAUCGAACAAACAUCGGCAAUGCCAAGAUCGAUGGACUGCAAACGAGUCUAGGUCCGCCAGGCCAUCCUAUGACCACUGGAAGAUACAAUGCCACUCUGUCCAUCUUCUUCGUCUCCUACUCUGUCUUUGAGCCAUUGACCAACAUCCUCCUCAAGCGCCUCCGACCAUCGGUCUUCAUCCCAAUCAUUAUGGUCAUCUGGGGACUCUGCAUGACGUUCAUGGGUUUUGUCGAGAACUGGUCUGGACUCAUGGCUGCGCGCUGGUUCCUUGGUCUCGCAGAAGCCGGCCUCUUCCCUGGUAUCAACUACUACCUCUCCUGCUGGUAUAAACGAUCCGAAUUCGGUAUCCGCGCCGCCAUCUUCUUCUCCGCCGCUGCCGUCUCGGGUUCCUUCGGAGGUCUGCUCGCGGCCGCCAUCGUCAAGAUGAAUGGUCUGGGCGACCUUCCCGGCUGGGCGUGGAUCUUCAUUCUCGAAGGAAUCGUCACCGUCCUCUUUGGAUUCGCCUCCUUCUGGUGCGUCCACGACUUCCCCGAUGGAGCGACUUUCCUGUCUGAGCAAGAUCGUGCCCGCGUCAUCCGCCGUCUGAAAGUCGACAAGCAAAGCUCAGCCGAGCAUGAAGAGUUUAAGAUGAAGUACGUCUACAUGGCUCUCAAGGACUACAAGAUGUGGCUUGGCAUGGUCAUUUACAUGGGUUGCGACAUGCCACUCUAUGCAUUCUCACUGUUCCUGCCGACUAUCAUCAAGCAGAUGGGCUACAGCAACAACACUGCUCAGCUUCUUAGCGUUCCUCCGUAUGCCGUUGCUGCAUGCCUCACUGUCCUUAUCGGGUUCAUCGCUGAUCGCACACGUCAGCGUGGCCUUUGCAAUAUGGCCGUCGCGUUGAUUGGUAUCGCUGGUUUCGCCAUGCUGCUCGGAUCUGAUCAGCCAAAAAUCAAAUAUGCAGGCACUUUCCUCGGUGCAAUGGGGAUCUACCCUUGCAUCGCCAACACCAUCUCCUGGGUCGCAAACAACACAGAAGGCGUCUACAAGCGCGGCGUCGUCCUCGGCUUCGUCAUCGGGUGGGGAAAUCUGAACGGCAUCGUUUCAUCGAACAUCUACCAGAAGUCCCCAUUCGUCUCGGGGCAUGCAACUGUCAUGGCCUACAUGAUCGUUUGCUUGUUGGGCGGUAGUGCGCUCCUGAGGUUCCUGUUGGCGCGAGAGAACAAGCUCAGAGGUGCGGGCCGCCGAGAUCAUUGGGUCGAGGGCAUGAGCGAGCGAGAAGCUGAGAAACUGGGUGACAUGAGACCUGACUUUAGAUACACUUUGUGA
This is a messenger RNA of Drepanopeziza brunnea f. sp. 'multigermtubi' MB_m1, 1536 nucleotides long. RefSeq lists its product as uncharacterized. Gene Ontology annotation, biological process: transmembrane transport. Lineage: Eukaryota; Fungi; Ascomycota; Leotiomycetes; Helotiales; Drepanopezizaceae. The record is from RefSeq and is a predicted model, not a curated record. Gene Ontology annotation, molecular function: transmembrane transporter activity. Gene Ontology annotation, cellular component: membrane.